This is a messenger RNA of Humulus lupulus (European hop), 1248 nucleotides long. RefSeq names its product beta-galactosidase 11-like. NCBI's taxonomy places the organism in Eukaryota, Viridiplantae, Streptophyta, Magnoliopsida, Rosales, Cannabaceae. The transcript has 9 exons. The record is from RefSeq and is a predicted model, not a curated record. Gene Ontology annotation, molecular function: beta-galactosidase activity. Gene Ontology annotation, cellular component: vacuole; cell wall. Gene Ontology annotation, biological process: carbohydrate metabolic process. The coding region runs from base 1 to 1062 and encodes 353 amino acids.
AUGGCUUUCAUUAAAAAAUUGCAGUACCAUAGUGGGACUAAUUUUGGUAGAACAAGUGCUGUUUUCACCACAACUAGAUACUAUGAUGAAGCUCCUCUUGAUGAAUAUGGUUUACAAAGGGAGCCUAAGUGGAGUCACCUAAGAGACUUACACAAGGCUUUGAAUCUAUGCAAGAAGGCUUUACUUUGGGGAACUCCUGGAGUCCAAAGGUUGGGCAAGCACACUGAGGUUCGGCUUUAUGAGAAGCAAGGAACAUCCAUCUGUGCUGCUUUUUUAACCAACAACAGCACCAAAGGGGCACACACUGUGAAAUUUAGGGGUGAUAUCUUUUACCUGCCACCAAGGUCCAUAAGCAUUCUUCCUGAUUGCAAGAAUGUGGUCUACAACACUCAAAUUAUUGUAUCACAACAUAAUGCAAGGAACUAUGUCAGAGUGAAAGAAACCAAAAAUCUUAAAUGGAAGAUGUCUCCAGAGCCCAUUCCAAAUGUCCAUCAAAUGAAUAUCAGUAACAAAAUACCAAAUGAGCUCUAUGGCAUGCUUAAAGAUACCACAGACUAUGGAUGGUACACCACCAGCAUUGAACUAAGUCGGCAUGACUUGCCAAUGAGGCCUGAUAUUCUACCUGUUAUAAGAGUUGCAAGUCUUGGCCAUGCACUGCAUUCAUUUGUUAAUGGUGAAUAUAUUGGAUCUGCACAUGGGAGUCAUGAAGAGAAGGGAUUUGUUUUCCAAAAAGCCAUAACCUUAAAGCCCGGGACUAACCAUAUAGCAUUGUUGGGCAUGACAGUUGGACUCCCUGAUAGUGGAGCCUACAUGGAGCAUAGAUAUGCAGGGCCCCGAGCUGUCACAAUCCUUGGUUUGAACACUGGAACAAUCGAUCUGACACAAAAUGGUUGGAGGCAUCAGGUUGGUCUGACUGGAGAAAUGAAUCAUGUGUUUGCUGACAAAGGAACAAAGAAGGUUGAGUGGACUCAAGUAAAAGAAGAAGGACCAGCUCUCACUUGGUACAAGGUCUAUAUUGAGACGCAUUUCUUUGGCGUAAUACUAGACAACAUUGACGGUUGAAGUUUUUAGAAUAAAAAAUAUAUUUCACUAACAUUGUAUACAUUUCUUGUUUAAUAUUUGGUGAUAAUAUAAUUUGAUUGUUGUAUAAACUGUCAUGUAAUAUGAUUUUGUAAGCCGGGUAGACUAAAUACUGAAAUGAUAUUUUUGAGUAAUUAAUAAAUUAUUUUGUUGUAUUUUCUUUUGAAA